Mesoplodon densirostris (Blainville's beaked whale) is the source of this 1103-nucleotide messenger RNA. RefSeq names its product solute carrier family 25 member 38 (gene SLC25A38). The coding region runs from base 84 to 1004 and encodes 306 amino acids. Gene Ontology annotation, molecular function: glycine transmembrane transporter activity. Gene Ontology annotation, cellular component: mitochondrial inner membrane; mitochondrion. The record is from RefSeq and is a predicted model, not a curated record. The transcript is spliced from 7 exons. NCBI's taxonomy places the organism in Eukaryota, Metazoa, Chordata, Mammalia, Artiodactyla, Ziphiidae. Gene Ontology annotation, biological process: glycine import into mitochondrion.
GCCUUCUCUAGAAUCGUCAGGGCCGGGCCUGAGCUCCCACCGACGGCACCCCGGGCCCAGUGCAGUCGCAAGCCUCCCCUCCAAUGAUUCAGAAGUCACGCCCGGCGCUGCUGCAGCCUCAAGAUGUCGGAGACAGGGUGGAAACGCUUAUGUUGCAGCCCGUGAUCAAAGCUUUCCUGUGUGGCUCCAUCAGUGGGACCUGCUCUACCCUCCUUUUCCAACCCCUGGAUCUCCUGAAAACGCGCCUGCAGACCCUCCAGCCCUCAGCCCGUGGAUCCAGACGUGUUGGGAUGUUGGCUCUGCUCUUGAAUGUGGUUCGCACGGAGAGUCUUUUGGGCCUCUGGAAAGGGAUGUCCCCUUCCAUCGUGAGGUGCGUCCCUGGCAUUGGAAUCUACUUUGGCACUCUCUACUCUUUAAAGCAGUACUUCCUGCGAGGCCAUCCCCCCACCGCCCUGGAGUCAGUCAUACUGGGGGUGGGCUCCCGCUCUGUUGCGGGGGUCUGCAUGUCACCCAUCACUGUGAUCAAGACACGGUACGAGAGCGGGCGGUACGGCUAUGAGAGCAUCUUCGCGGCCCUGAGGAGCAUCUAUCACAGCGAGGGGUACCGGGGUCUCUUCAGUGGCCUGACAGCAACACUCCUUCGUGAUGCCCCCUUUUCUGGAAUCUACUUGAUGUUUUACAACCAGACCAAAAACAUUGUGCUUCGUGGUACGGACCAGUUGGAUGCAGUCCUUGUUCCCGUUGUAAAUUUCAGUUGUGGGAUAUUUGCUGGGAUUCUGGCCUCACUGGUAACUCAACCUGCAGAUGUUAUCAAAACUCACAUGCAGCUCUCCCCAAUGAAAUUUCGGUGGAUUGGCCAGGCAGUGACACUCAUUUUCAAAGACUAUGGGCUGCGUGGCUUCUUCCAAGGCGGUGUCCCCCGGGCCCUCCGCAGAACUCUGAUGGCAGCCAUGGCAUGGACAGUCUACGAAGAGAUGAUGGCCAGGAUGGGCCUGCAGUCCUGACCGAGCCAGGACCAGGCAGAGAUGGGAUCUGUUGCCCUGCCUGGUUUCUGCCAAGGACCUCUUCAGCUCACUACCCUGGACCUGGACGAAGUCCUAUCU